Messenger RNA from Caenorhabditis briggsae, 1281 nucleotides. It is a transcript of the gene Cbr-arx-1, whose product is annotated as Protein CBR-ARX-1. Gene Ontology annotation, biological process: Arp2/3 complex-mediated actin nucleation. Gene Ontology annotation, cellular component: Arp2/3 protein complex; actin cortical patch. Gene Ontology annotation, molecular function: actin filament binding. The record is from RefSeq and is a predicted model, not a curated record. Bases 1 to 1281 code for a protein of 426 amino acids. Lineage: Eukaryota; Metazoa; Nematoda; Chromadorea; Rhabditida; Rhabditidae. The transcript has 7 exons.
AUGUCAUCACACCAACUUCCGGCAUGUGUGAUAGAUAACGGAACUGGAUAUACAAAACUCGGAUAUGCUGGAAACACGGAACCACAGUUCAUCAUUCCAUCUGCUAUUGCUGUGAAAGACAAGGUGGCUAGUUCAAAUGCGCAAGCUCUCCGCUGGAAUAAUCGGGUCGGUGGUGCUGGAAUAGAUGACCUGGACUUCUUCAUCGGCGAUGAAGCCUUGUCACCAGCCGCUUCGAACUAUACGGUCAAGUAUCCAAUUCGCCACGGUAUCGUCGAAGACUGGGAUUUGAUGGAGCGGUAUUGGGAGCAAUGCAUUUUCAAGUACCUUCGCGCAGAACCAGAAGAUCAUUUCUUCCUCCUGACUGAACCACCUCUCAACACACCAGAAAAUCGGGAAUAUACUGCGGAAAUUAUGUUCGAGUCGUUCAACGUCCCGGGGCUCUAUAUAGCUGUUCAGGCCGUUCUUGCAUUAACAGCCAGCUGGCAAUCGAGAGAAGCUAGUGACAGAAGUUUGACUGGAUUGGUCAUCGAUUCAGGAGACGGUGUGACCCAUUGUAUUCCAGUUGCGGAUGGAUAUGUCAUUGGCUCCUGCAUCAAACACAUUCCAAUCGCUGGUCGUGAUAUCACCUACUUCAUUCAAAAUCUGUUGAGAGAACGCGAGCACACUAUUCCUGCGGAACAGAGCUAUGAAGUUGCCAAAACUAUCAAAGAAAAGUUCUGCUACGUGUGUCCGGAUGUUAUGAAGGAAUUUGUGAAAUACGAUACAGAUUCCUCGAAAUGGCUUCGUACUUAUGACGGUAUCAACUCAAUCACCAAAAGACCAUUCAGCGUAGAUGUCGGAUACGAGCGUUUCCUAGGACCAGAAAUUUUCUUCCAUCCCGAGUUCUGCAAUCCUGAUUUCACUACUCCAAUAUCUGACACUAUCGAUACGCUGAUUCAACAGUGUCCAAUUGAUGUUCGUCGUGGUCUUUAUGAAAACAUUGUACUUUCUGGAGGAUCGACAAUGUUUAAGGAUUUCGCCAGGAAGUUGCAGCGUGAUGUCAAAAGACUGAGCGAUGCGAGACUUCAGAUGAGCGAAACACUGAGCGGAGGCAGAUUAAAGCCUAAACCGAUUGAUGUGCAAGUUAUUUCGCACAAAAUGCAGAGGUACGCUGUUUGGUUUGGAGGAUCUAUGCUUGCUUCUACUUCUGAAUUCUACCAAGUCUCACACAGCAAGGCUGAAUACAUGGAAAAAGGUCCAUCGAUUUGCCGUUACAAUCCAGUCUUUGGUGCUCUUACUUAA